Molecule: messenger RNA, 2216 nt
Organism: Dipodomys spectabilis (banner-tailed kangaroo rat)
Lineage: Eukaryota; Metazoa; Chordata; Mammalia; Rodentia; Heteromyidae
Exons: 2
Coding region: 298-1605 (435 amino acids)
Source: RefSeq, a predicted model, not a curated record
AGUAAGCCACUGGUGCCCAGCUCAGCAUUUUUUUUUUUUUUGGUUUCGAGGCUGAAAUCAGACUAAAUAUGAAGUUUAAAUAGCACUAAAUUAUGAUCUAUUCAAAUGUGUGUUUAUCAGAACCCAGGGUGCUCUGAGACUACCCAGCACCAUAGGGCAGGUUAGAAAGUUACCAUAAACACACAAUAUUGUUCCAGUAAAUAUGCUAACAAUACUCAGAAAAAAGGAGGGGAUCAUUAGGGUCCAUUUGUAGCCUACACUGUACCACGUUCCACUCCUAAUGGUACCCAGGUCUCCAUGGAUGAUGGAUCCGUGUUCCUCACAGCUCAUGGGGACGGUGCCCAGGUCUCCAUGGACGACGGAUCCGUGUCCCUCACAGCUCAUGGGGACGGUGCCCAGGUCUCCAUGGACGACGGAUCCGUGUCCCUCACAGCUCAUGGGGACGGUGCCCAGGUCUCCAUGGAUGACGGAUCCGUGUUCCUCACAGCUCAUGGGGAUGGUGCCCAGGUCUCCAUGGAUGACAGAUCCGUGUUCCUCACAGCUCAUGGGGACGGUGCCCAGGUCUCCAUGGACGACAGAUCCGUGUCCCUCACAGCUCAUGGGGACGGUGCCCAGGUCUCCAUGGACGAUGGAUCUGUGUCCCUCACAGCUCAUGGGGACGGUGCCCAGGUCUCCAUGGAUGACGGAUCCGUGUCCCUCACAGCUCAUGGGGACGGUGCCCAGGUCUCCAUGGUCGACGGAUCCGUGUUCCUCACAGCUCAUGGGGACGGUGCCCAGGUCUCCAUGGAUGACGGACCUGUGUUCCUCACAGCUCAUGGGGACGGUGCCCAGGUCUCCAUGGACGACGGAUCCGUGUCCCUCACAGCUCAUGGGGACGGUGCCCAGGUCUCCAUGGACGACGGAUCCGUGUCCCUCACAGCUCAUGGGGACGGUGCCCAGGUCUCCAUGGACGAAGGACCUGUGUUCCUCACAGUUCAUGGGGACGGUGCCCAGGUCUCCAUGGACGAUGGAUCCGUGUCCCUCACAGCUCAUGGGGACGGUGCCCAGGUCUCCAUAGACGAUGGAUCCGUGUCCCUCACAGCUCAUCGGUCUCCAUGGACGAUGGAUCCGUGUCCCUCACAGCUCAUGGGGACGGUGCCCAGGUCUCCAUGGACGAUGGAUCCGUGUCCCUCACAGCUCAUGGGGACGGUGCCCAGGUCUCCAUGGACGAUGGAUCCGUGUCCCUCACAGCUCAUGGGGACGGUGCCCAGGUCUCCAUGGAUGACGGAUCCGUGUUCCUCACAGCUCAUGGGGAAGGUGCCCAGGUCUCCAUGGACGACGGAUCCGUGUUCCUCACAGCUCAUGGGGACGGUGCCCAGGUCUCCAUGGACGAAGGACCUGUGUUCCUCACAGCUCAUGGGGACGGUGCCCAGGUCUCCAUGGAUGAUGGAUCCGUGUUCCUCACAGCUCCUGGGGACGGUGCCCAGGUCUCCAUGGAUGACGGAUCCGUGUUCCUCACAGCUCAUGGGGACGGUGCCCAGGUCUCAAUGCAGGAUGGAUUCUACGUUCCUACUGCAGCUCACUGGGGGAGGCCCUGAAACUUGGCCUUCAGGGAACCUAAUGUGAGGUUUAUCCAAGAAAGUAACCUUUUUCUCCCAGAGAGAACUCACUAAUAUUUAUUAAUGAAAUACACAAACAUGUGGCUGCUUCUCACUGUUUGCAAGUUAUACACACACAUGUAGACACACACAUCAUUUCUAAAAGCAGUUUUGCUGGAAGAAAAGUGUCCUUUUUACUUUGUACCAGGGGUUUGUACAGCAACACCACCAACAUCCUUGAUAUUAAAUAUACUAUUUACGCAAGCACUCAACAAACCUCCAGUUACUGUGCCUCUUCCUGAAGAGUAGAAAUGAGGCAAGAACGGAGUCUCUGCUGUGGCCCUCAGGCAGGAGGGCCUGAGAUACCCUAGCUCAAACUUUUGCCAUUGGACUAUGAAUUAACUAACUGGUUUAUAUUGCUCAUUGUUUAUACUUUAGACUCUAAAGAGAUCAAAUUUCUUUGGUCACUAUGAGUUUACCUUGACUUUAGUGGAAAGAGGCUACUACUGCAGACUUUGAGGCUGCUGGGUUCAGAUUUAAGGUCAGACACUAAGGACACUUUUCACAUCAGAGGCUGUAGGUCUACACAUUCAUUGCACAACGGAUGACAGUGUAGUAUCUGGAGCAAGGAGCGCUACU